CUGUAACACCACGAGAGUUGCAAAACACAAGACGUGCGGGGACGGGAUGCGGAGGGCUCAAUGUCAUGGAGCUUUACCGGCGAACAGGCAGACAAGGGGCAACUUUAAAUCACUGAUAUUGUUAGAUUUAAUUAUAUAGGAUAGUCUGCAAUAAGGCAGUGGCCUCUUAAAGAGGUCCCCUCAAUCUCCCUCCUCCCUCUGUUGUCACUGAACCACCAUGACCACCCAGCUUUGUAGAGUGGUGGAGCUGAUGAUGCGCUCUGGUUGCUGCCAGACCAUCAGAAGUAGAUCCUGUUUGCGCAAGGUGCUGUUUGCCCCUGUGGCUCCCUCUGGCCUCUGUGUUCCCGGGGCUCCUGUGCUUCAUAGAAGAGCCUACAGCCUGGACUCUCUCUCCUCGGGUCCCGGUCGACCCUCACUUGGUCCAAGCUCCCAACAGCCCCGUGCAGAGAGGACAUCCCCGUCCUCAGCGCUCACGCAAAGGAACCUGUCUGCUGUGGCUGUACAGGGCCAGUGUCGUCCUCUGUGCCAUUAUGACUUCCUGGACCUUGGGGAGGUCGAGGAGAAUGUACGUCGUGCUCAGGCCUGUAAAAAAAUGAGACACUUCAUAGUGGACCCAGACCUGGCUAAACUGGUAACGCAUCACCUACGACCUGAUGAUGCUAAAGCUGUUAUCUUCGAAUGUAACCCAGGUCCCGGGGUGUUGACUAGGACACUGCUAAAUUCUGGCGCUCAGAGAGUUGUGGCUCUGGAAGGGGAUAGGUUCUUCCUAGGCAAUCUACAGGAGUUGGAAGGUCGUCUUGAUGGUCAGCUUGAAGUCGUUCAUUGUGACUACUUUAAAUUAGACCCCAUUGGCAGUGGAACCCUUAAACCUCCUGUCAUGUUCACUGACAAACUGUUCACUGACCUGGGAAUAUCAGAAGCCAGCUGGACUGAUGACAUCCCAGUGAAGGUGGUUGGUAUCUUGCCCCAGCGUAAUGAACGUGGCAUGCUGCUGAAGAUGGUUUACGCGUUGUUUGAACGGCUGUCUGUCUACAGAUACGGAAGAAUAGAGCUCAACCUAUUCAUAAGCGAGAAGGAAUACUUGAAACUGGUGUCACGUCCAGGUGAAAUGAUGCACUACAGAGCCUUCGGUGUCCUCUGGCAGAUGGCCUGUGAUAUCGAACUGCUGCACAAGGAGCCCUGGGAGUCAUUUGUAAUGUCUUCAAGACAGAUUGUACAUGGUCCCAAGGGCAGGCUUCCCAAUGACCACCUGUGCCUGGUGCGCCUGCGUCCACGGGCUGAUCUGUUCUCUGCAGGCCUCAAUCCUUCUAAUGCUUCAACUCUUCUGAUGAUGGUCAAACAGUGUCUGGCAAAGAGGAAGGUCAAGCUCAUCGACAGGCUAAAUCUCUGGUCCCCAGAUAGUGGGAGUAAGCUGUUAUCAGAGAUGGGCAUGCAGGAGGACAUACUGACAGGCCAUGUAUAUCCAGAGGAGUAUCUCCGACUGUUCCAACUGAUGGACAAGAGCCAGGAGUUUACACAGAGCUGGCUUUAUGAAGAGAUUCUGGAGAACACACAGAGGGAGGGUUGGGGCUAAAAUAUAGACAUACAGGCCAUGUGUAUAGUUUUAUAGAAAUUAAAUCCAAAAGUAAACAGAAAACGCAUAUGUAUAAUAUAAUGAUAAUGUUAUAUAAAUAAGAAUAAUAUAAUGUGUGAUAUAAUGAAAUAGGGACACAGAAGAUACAUAAAGAAAAGCAAAAAAGAAUAAUGUUUAUGCAGAAUAACUUGGCAUAAAACACUUCUGUACAGAGUGAAUGAAACGAUGAGAAUGUGACUUACUGUACUUUAGGGCAAUGGAGGAAUUGGACUUGGACAAAUGACCUUCUGUGUUGUCCUGAACUGGGAUUCCCACAAGAAAUUUUAAAACAAAAACUCAGUAACAGAAGUGGUUAAUUUUGGUGCUCUCAUUUGAGAUUUGUGUGAUUGCCAGUGGGAGGAAAAAAUGUGUUUCUGCAAUCAAAUGAUUUAACAUUUGAUUUGGUUGUUACAGAAUAAAGGUCUCUUUGUUAAAUGAUUAAUUAAAUCAUCGCUGUAUGCAGACAGCAGCAUGGGAAAGGAGGAGUUUCACAGAACACAACUCUCUGCAUGUAUCUUGUAUUGCAUAAUUUUCUGAACUGACAUCUUAAGGUAUAGCAGUGCAGGAAUAAGGGUUUUUGUAUAGCGCCAAGUCUUGUAUAUUUUUGUAUAAUUUUCAUUGUGAUUGCAUAAGCUUGUUUAAAUGUCAUGUUUAUGUAAUGUCUAAGCUGCGUGUUUUUGAAUAAAUCAUUAAAUCAGAAUUUUGAUUAAGAGUGCCAGGGAGAUUGAUUUAAGCCCUGUUUUAGUAAGUGCUUGCACAACCAGUGCUCUUAUAUGGAUGAGGCUGGGUUUGUUGGCCAGACUAAAACUGUCACUCUGCUUCCCUGGUUGCAAAAAUGGUGAUUAAUUAGGUUGUUCAUAGGCUUUUAAAAUAUUUGUUUUUGCAAUGCUGGAGUUAUCUUUUGGCAUGUCAUACAUGUAAAGCAAUACUACAUGUGCACGAGAUUGUGAAAUAAAUUAUUUUACCGUAAA
Micropterus dolomieu (smallmouth bass) is the source of this 2583-nucleotide messenger RNA. RefSeq names its product transcription factor B2, mitochondrial (gene tfb2m). The coding region runs from base 218 to 1573 and encodes 451 amino acids. Gene Ontology annotation, cellular component: mitochondrial matrix. Gene Ontology annotation, molecular function: mitochondrial transcription factor activity; rRNA (adenine-N6,N6-)-dimethyltransferase activity. Gene Ontology annotation, biological process: transcription initiation at mitochondrial promoter; rRNA methylation. The transcript has 10 exons. The record is from RefSeq and is a predicted model, not a curated record. Lineage: Eukaryota; Metazoa; Chordata; Actinopteri; Centrarchiformes; Centrarchidae.